UAAUGUCUUUAUAAUAGGAUAUGACUGAUAUUACAGAUAAUGGGUUAUCUACAAAUAGAGUAGAAUUAGUCAAAUACCCAAUUUUAAAUCCUGUGAUUCCUCCAGCAUAAUAUGUGCAAAUGAAUGAUGUUAAAGAAGCUAUCACAAUUGUUAAAUAAGAGCCAGAGACAUCAAGAGAGAACUUUCUUGUAGAAUACUAUAAGAAAAUCUUAAGAUAACACUUAACUAUCUUAGGAUUGUUCCUAUUUGGUUUGAUGGAGUGGUUUGCAAACAUUGUAGUGGAUUUUGGAUAUUAUGAUAAUAGUUUCAGAUGGACCUUCUAUUUCUUUGUUACAACAUUAAUCAUAAUAGCUUUGGGAUUGCCAAUAACAAGAUCAAUAAGAGCAGUAGUAAGAUAAUCAAUCAAAUAUUUUUUAGGUAUAACAUUAGAAUGCUAUAUUCCAUAUAUAAACAAUCUUAAUAGGAUUUGUACUUAUAGGAAUUGCAAAUUAAUGUUCAGGUAGACAUUCAACAGCAACAAUUUGGUGGAUCAUAAUAACAUUACUUAUCCUCAUUUCUCAUAGUAUUGCUCAAUUUAUGCUUGUUAAACACAACAUAACACAUUAUUAUACAAUGUUUAUGAAAUUUGCUAUUAUGGGUUCAAUCACACUUAAUUUUAUUGUUGGAUUAUGUGCAUCAUCAUUAGAUAGUUCAUUUCCUAUUGCAGAAGCUAUAAUUAUCUAUUCCAUCUAUUAUUUCAAUCAAUUGAAUGAGCAUUUACUCAAAAAUCCUAAUGAAUUACCAGAAGAUGUUUCAAUUGUACAAAGAAUAUAAAUAAUUAAUAAAAUUUAAGCACUUUUCAAUUAGGAAGCUUAAUCAAAUUAAGUAAUUGAAUAAAUUAAAGAUACUCAUUGUGUUAUCAAUAGAUAUAUUGCUAUAGUCAUAUCAAGUAGUAUUGCAUACAUAAUAAUAUUGAUUCUAAGCAUUGUCACUGGAAAUGCAUUAUUCAUAGUUAUUGUAGUUGUUGUAUCAGUAUCACUCUUAAGUGUUGUACUCAAUACUUAAGUAGCUUCAAGAGUAUUAUAUACUAAUAUUUAUCAUUUUUAGACUCUCCAAUAAGAGGAUGUAGUUUUUGCAGUUUGUUUGACCUAUUUGGAUCUAGCCAGUCCACUCAAGAAUAUUUUGAGAGGAAUCUUAUCCAAAUGA
Molecule: messenger RNA, 1185 nt
Organism: Paramecium primaurelia
Lineage: Eukaryota; Ciliophora; Oligohymenophorea; Peniculida; Parameciidae
Source: the annotation of a GenBank genome assembly